GAGAAGGCACUUCACCAGUUAUACUACGACCCCAACAUUGAGAACAAGAACCUGGCUCAGAAAUGGCUGAUGCAAGCUCAAGUCUCACCCCAAGCCUGGCACUUCAGCUGGCUGCUACUUGACAUGGACAAGGUGCCUGAGAUUCAGUACUUUGGGGCCAGUGCCCUCCAUAUCAAGAUCUCACGCUACUGGAAUGACAUCCCAGCUGACCAGUAUGAGACCCUCAAGUCACAGCUGUUUAGUCACAUAACCCGUUUUGCUAGUGGCUCCAAGAUUGUGCUGACUCGGCUGUGUGUGGCACUGGCUUCAUUGGCACUCAACAUGAUGCCAGAGGCAUGGCCGUGUGCUGUCGCUGACAUGGUGCGAAUGUUUCAGUCAGAGGACUCCAACAUAGAUGGGCGAGCUCGCUGCUUGGCUCUCCUGGAACUGCUGACCGUCUUGCCAGAGGAGUUCCAAACCAGCCGCCUGCCUCAGUACCGCAAGGGACAAGUGCGUGGUGUCUUGGCUCAGGAGUGCAGUUCUGUCUUCCCCCUACUAGACCAGCUGCUGCAGCAGCAAGACUCUCCUAGUUUCAUUAAACAGAAGGUACUGAAGUGCUUCUCCAGCUGGGUGCAGCUGGAAAUACCCCUGAUGGAGUGUGAGAACUUAAUCCAGGCAGCCUUUACCUCCCUGCGUGAUCCAGAACUCUUUGACACAGCAGUGGAAGCCAUUGUCAAUGCAAUUUCCCAGCCUGAUGCUCAGAGGUAUGUGAAUACUCUUCUAAAGCUCAUCCCACCUGUACUAGGGCUCCAGGAACAGCUACGCCAAGCAGUUCAGAGCAGGGAUAUGGAGACGUCGCAUGGGAUCUGCCGUAUUGCUGUGGCCCUGGGAGAGAACCAUUCCCGAGCCCUCCUGGACCAGGUGGACCACUGGCAGAGUUUCCUGGCACUUGUCAACAUGAUAAUGUUCUGCACUGGGAUUCCAGGACACUAUCCUGUAAAUGAGACCACCAGCUCUCUUACACUUACCUUCUGGUACACACUGCAGGAUGACAUCCUCUCCUUUGAUCCAGAAAAACAGGCCAUGUAUCAGCAGGUAUAUCGGCCUGUCUACUUCCAGCUGGUAGAUGUGCUUCUGCACAAGGCUCAGUUUCCUUCUGAUGAAGAAUACAGUUGCUGGUCCUCUGAUGAAAAGGAGCAAUUUCGGAUAUACCGAGUGGACAUCUCUGACACUUUGAUGUAUGUGUAUGAAAUGCUUGGAGCAGAGCUGCUGAGCAGCUUAUAUGACAAGCUGGGGCGUCUCCUAACGAACACAGAGCAGCCGACGUCAUGGCAGCAUACAGAAGCUUUGCUUUAUGGGUUCCAGUCCAUUGCAGAGACUAUAGAUGUAAACUACUCAGACGUGGUUCCUGGCCUUAUUGGGCUCAUCCCCCACAUCAGCAUCAGCAAUGUGCAGCUUGCAGAUACUGUUAUGUUCACUAUUGGGGCCCUCUCGGAGUGGCUGGCUGACCACCCAGUCAUGAUCAACAAUGUGCUGCCCCUGGUGCUGCAGGCUCUGGGCAAUCCUGAGUUGUCCAUCUCCAGCGUCUCCACCCUUAAGAAGAUCUGCCGUGAAUGCAAGUACGACUUGCCUCCCUAUGCUGCAAACAUUGUUGCUGUCUCCCAGGAUGUGCUAAUGAAGCAGAUUCAUAAGACAAGCCAGUGUAUGUGGCUGAUGCAAGCUUUGGGCUUCUUGCUAUCUGCCCUACAAGUGGAGGAGAUCUUGAAGAACCUGCACUCGCUUAUUACUCCUUACAUCCAGCAGCUGGAGAAGUUGGCUGAUGAGAUGCCCAACCCCUCCAACAAGCUGGCCAUCAUCCACAUCCUUGGUCUUCUGUCCAACCUCUUUACCACGUUGGACAUCAGCCAUCAUGAUGAUGAUCACGAGAGCACAGAGGUCAAGAAGCUGCCAGUGCCUCAGGGCCCCAAUCCGGUAGUGGUGGUGCUUCAGCAAGUCUUCCAGCUUAUCCAGAAAGUGCUCAGCAAGUGGCUGAAUGAUGCACAGGUUGUGGAGUCUGUGUGCUCCAUCUUUGAGAAGUCUGUGAAGACCCUGCUGGAUGACUUUGCCCCCAUGGUGCCUCAACUGUGUGAAAUGCUGGGUCAGAUGUACAGCACCAUUCCUCAAGCAUCUGCAAUAGAUCUCACAAAGCAGCUGGUUCACAUCUUUGCCCAUGAGCCCGCCCACUUCCCACCCAUUAAGGCACUCUUUCUGCUCGUCACAUCAGUCACACUAACACUCUUUCAGCAAGGGCCCAGGGAUCAUCCUGAUAUUGUUGAUUCAUUUAUGCAACUCCUGGCACAGGCACUCAAACGGAAACCUGACUUGUUCCUGUGUAGCAGCCUGGAUGUCAAGGCAGUGUUCCACUGUGGUGUGAUCUCCUUGAAAUUUCCUGAAGCACCAACUGUCAAAUCUGCCUGUGGCUUUUUCACUGAGCUGUUACCCCGCUGUGGGGAGAUCCCACCUGUGGGUCAGGUGGUCCAUGAGAAUGGCAAAAUGCUGCUGCAGGCUGUGCUUGAGGGUGUAGGUGGCCAAGCCUCACGCAAUUUGAUGGAUCAGUUGGCUGAGAUCCUCUUUGCCCUCAACAAGCAUUGUUUCAGUUACUUGAGCAUCUGGAUCAAGGAAGUGAUGCAUCAGGAUGGUUUCCCAUCGGUCCGUGUCACCCCUGAGCAGAAGGAAAUCUUCAGUCAGCAAAUUCUUAGCAGAGAGCGUGUAAACAAGCGACGUGUGAAAGAUAUGGUGAAGGAGUUCACACUGCUGUGUCGGGGACUGCAUGGCACUGAGUACACAGCAGAGUACUGAGGACCCCUGCACCAAGAAACUGGAGCAUGGACACUUCUGCUGGCCACUCGCCACUGCCCUACGCUGCUACUGAACCAGUUCUUAGGACAACAACCUGACAGCUAACCCACUGAGGCUGCUCCACUCAAGAACGGGCUGUUUCUUAACCCCCACCGCAUGUUCAGCAGCAGCAGGCUACAAGGACUUGGAGCGCAGGCUCAAGCUGAAGCUGGCCCCCC
Euleptes europaea (tarantolino) is the source of this 3035-nucleotide messenger RNA. It is a transcript of the gene IPO13, whose product is annotated as importin 13. Gene Ontology annotation, molecular function: small GTPase binding. The record is from RefSeq and is a predicted model, not a curated record. The transcript is spliced from 20 exons. Lineage: Eukaryota; Metazoa; Chordata; Lepidosauria; Squamata; Sphaerodactylidae. Gene Ontology annotation, cellular component: cytoplasm; nuclear membrane. Bases 70 to 2817 code for a protein of 915 amino acids. Gene Ontology annotation, biological process: protein import into nucleus.